Messenger RNA from Brassica napus (rape), 1298 nucleotides. Its product is annotated as serine/arginine repetitive matrix protein 1-like. Bases 138 to 749 code for a protein of 203 amino acids. The record is from RefSeq and is a predicted model, not a curated record. The transcript has a single exon. NCBI's taxonomy places the organism in Eukaryota, Viridiplantae, Streptophyta, Magnoliopsida, Brassicales, Brassicaceae.
UAAUCGACAAUCGUGUAUAAAGCCUACCUCCAUCGUCUUCAUCCUCCUCCACAUGUAUUCUAUCUUCUCUCCUCUUCUUCCUUCUAACUCUCCUCCUCAAGAAAUAUUCUUGAAACCAAACCGCCUCCCAAAAAACAAUGGGCGUAGCUGUUCUAAAUCCACAGGACUGUCUCAAACAACCUUUCUCCCACAUGAAGUAUCCUCGUAACCACACCGCAUGCCCCAACAGGCAUCAGAAGAAGCCGGUUCCAAACCGCACGCGCCGGAGUCCUCCGCGCAAUCAGACAACCAGAUCUCCUCCUAAAGCUCCGCCUCCGCCUCCUCAACGCGCCGCCGUCUCUUCUUACGUCCCGAAGGGAACGGUUGAGAAGAGUCCCACCAAAAACGUCGUCGUUGGUCAGGUUAGGAUCCUGAAGCGCGGCGAGGAGAUCCCUAAGAAGACAUUAGAAUUGGUCGUGGAAAAGACAAAUCUGGUCGUGGAGAAGACAGAUCUGGUCGUGGAGAAGCCAGAUCUGGUUUCUACUCAGCGGAUCGGACCAGAUCCGUGUCUGAUUCCGAGCCAGAUCCGUCUCUCCGACCGUAAAUCGAAGAAGACCACCGUAGUUCCGUUUUACGCCGGUCCUGUGACCAUGACCUCGCCGCCUCCGAGCGACGUCCCUCUUCCAGCCUUCUUCACCACGAAGAAGGACGCUACAAACCAUAUCAUCAAGCUGCUUCGCCUAGACGUCGCAUGUAUGUCUCUCCAAUGAUCCAUUUCUGUUUCAAGUGUUACCGAUCGUCCGAUUUUAAUCUACAACAAAGCAUCUACAGACGACGAAUCUAGAAGAUGAGGAAACGCAUCUUCGUUAUGAACCAGUUUCGAAUCUUCCCUUAUUUUUUCAAGGGGCAAGGUCGAAAUAUCUUUUAUAACAGGUCUUAGUUUCUCUUCUUAGGGGUUUAGUGUUUGUGUAGGAAGUAUUUGUUUUUUUAGGCUUUUGUAAUUCUAAAAGUAAUCUGUGUCUUGUCUUUGGUUUUUUUUAAUUCUGUUUUAGUCCUCUGAUGCUCUGGUAAAUUAUAGGUUCGCUUUGUGUUUUCUUUCCUUAUUAUUAUCGAGUCUAGUAUUAUUCCUAAGGGACAUAGAGGUGUAUCUACUGGUAACUACCAUUGCGUUUGUGUAUGCCCAGUAUUACGAUUCUAUGUAUUUAAUAGUACUUGUUUUAAGGUCAGUCGAGUUUAAUUUGUAAUAUCAACUUAUGUUUCGAUGUAAGCAUGUAUUACAGUUCUCUAUCUAUAUAAAAUAUUAAUCGUUUUCUUUUUCA